Molecule: messenger RNA, 927 nt
Organism: Arachis stenosperma
Lineage: Eukaryota; Viridiplantae; Streptophyta; Magnoliopsida; Fabales; Fabaceae
Exons: 1
Coding region: 1-927 (308 amino acids)
Biological process (GO): DNA integration
Molecular function (GO): nucleic acid binding
Source: RefSeq, a predicted model, not a curated record
AUGCCACAAAACUUCAUCUUAGAACUUGAAUUAUUUAACGUAUGGAGAAUUGACUUCAUAGGGCCAUUUCCAACCUCAUACUCAAAUAAAUAUAUUCUAGUGGCAGUGGACUACGUCUCUAAGUGGGUGGAAGUUAUUGCUACUCCAACUAACGAUAACAAGGUGGUUAUGAACUUCCUCAGGAAAAACAUCUUUAGUAGGUUUGGAGUUCCCAGAGCUCUCAUCAGUGAUGGAGGCAGUCAUUUCUGCAACAGACCAUUAGAAAUUCUUCUCCUAAGAUAUGGGGUCAAGCAUAAGGUGGCCACACUUUAUCACUCCCAAACAAGUGGGCAAAUAGAAAUAUCUAACAGGGAGCUCAAGAAAAUUCUUAAGAAAACUGUGGGGACUUCAAGAAAAUACUGGUCAAAGAAGUUGGAUGAUGUCCUAUGGGCCUAUAGGACAGCUUUCAAAACACAAAUUGAGAUAUCUCUAUAUCAAUUGGUGUAUAGAAAGGCUUGUCAUCAUCUUCCAAUGGAGCUCGAACGUAGAGCAUUUUGGGCUCUUAAGUUAUUGAAUUUUGACAAUAAUGCUGCUGAAGAAAAGAGGAUCCUGCAACUAAAUGAGUUGGAGGAAUUUAGAUCCCAAGCCUAUAAGAAUGCUAAGAUCUACAAAGAAAAGGCAAAGAAAUGGCAUGAUCAAAGGCUGGCACCAAGGAGCUUCGAAGAAGGACAAAUAGUUCUCAUCUAUAACUCCAAGUUAAAACUCUUUCCUGGGAAGCUAAGGUCAAGGUGGUCAGGACCCUUCCUUAUCACCAAGGUUUCACCAUACGGACACAUAGAGAUCAUAGAGGAAAGCUCACAAAGAACCUUCACUGUCAAUGGGCAAAGGCUUAAACAUUAUUUGGGGGAUAUGAAGGAAAGUCCCAAGAUGAAAUACAAUCUUAGCUAA